CAAAGUCUCUCUGUCAGAAACCGAGUUAUCGAUAAGUUAACCACAGGUUAAAAAAGCAGCCGAAGAAACAAUCACCGAAAACACAGAAACAUCGAUCGGAGCCGCGAUCGGUUAUCUACAUUUGUCAGUAUUGAACAAACGUGCACAUUUCGCCGCGCUUUCGAUUUCAACCUGAAGGUUUGAAAAUUAUACUGUUGAUGAGCUAGUAAUCGACGAAACUGUGCUAAUAUAAAUGUUUUGCAAGUAACAGUGGAUUCAGUUGUAAAAUGUACGAUCAAACGUACCUUUCUGCAACAGCUGCAGCCUCCAUCUUUAAAUCUUCCCGCCGUCUUCGUUCCCGCGAAAUUGCUACCUUAUAUAGAGACGAAUAAUCAUGUGACCAAUUUGCAUGAGCCUUGGUCUUCAAGAACAGCGGAAAAUAAAAAAUCCAACAUGGCGGACAGAGCGAUAGUAAGAAACUUGUGUAAAUCUCUGUUUUCGUCACGAUUUUCCUCCAUAAACGCAAAAUCUAUCAGGUAUUUUACCAGGUAUUUAUCAAGUAGAGCUAAUAACCUGAGAGAAGAGGAGAGCAGGAUCUCUUUUAUAACAGACGGCUGUAGUAUAGAAGAGCUGGAAAACGUGCAAGAUUUGGUGGAUGGGAACUUAGAAGUUCGGGAAAACUUUAUCUCCGAAGAAGAGGAAUCGUUGCUCUUGAAGGAGGUAGAACCAUACUUGAAAAGACAAAAGUAUCAGUAUGAUCACUGGGACGAUGCAAUCCAUGGUUACAGGGAAACAGAAAAAUCAAGAUGGAGUCAAGAGUGUUUGUCAAUAUUCCAGAGAAUUCGCAAUGCAGCAUUUAACUCAGACUUGGAACUGUUACCCCAUGUUCAUGUGUUGGACCUGGCUAAAACUGGAUACAUUAAGCCACACAUUGAUAGCAUUAAGUUCUGUGGAGCUGUUAUAUCUGGCCUCAGUCUGCUGUCACCUUCAGUCAUGCGAUUUAAACAUGAGAAGCUUGGCAAUGUCAAAGUUGAUGCCCUACUCAGACCAAGAUCACUAUAUAUCAUAAAGGAUGCUGCAAGAUAUCAGUUUACUCAUGAAAUAUUAAACGAGGAUGAAUCUGUUUGGAAAGGAGAGACCAUUCCUAGAGACAGGAGAAUAUCAGUGGUUCUCAGAUGCCAACCUUAACAUCACUGACGAAGAAUGUUUG
Molecule: messenger RNA, 1189 nt
Organism: Orbicella faveolata
Lineage: Eukaryota; Metazoa; Cnidaria; Anthozoa; Scleractinia; Merulinidae
Product: RNA demethylase ALKBH7, mitochondrial-like
Biological process (GO): fatty acid metabolic process; DNA damage response
Cellular component (GO): mitochondrial matrix
Source: RefSeq, a predicted model, not a curated record